AUGAGUCGAGCGUCAGCGGAUUAUGUUAAAGCUGUCGAAUGCGGCAUCCAACCUACAGAGACCGUCGAAACUAAAAUUUACAGAAGAAGAUGGUUUAUUUUGGCGAUUUUUGUAGUCUACAGUGCAUCAAGUGCUAUGCAAUGGAUUCAGUACAGUAUUAUUACGGAUAUUGUAAUGAAAUAUUACAAAGUAGAUGCAUUUAUGGUGGAUAUGACGAGUAUGAUCUACAUGAUUACUUACAUACCUUUUAUUUUUCCUGCUAGUUAUGUAUUGGAUAAAUAUGGCUUGAGGUACGCUGCAUUAGCCGGAGGAUUGGGAACAGCCCUAGGUUCAUGGGUAAAAGUAUUCAGUGUUGAGCAAGACCAAUUUUUGAUCGCAUUUAUCGGACACACAAUUGUUGCAUCAAGUCAGUGCUUUAUUUUGUCAGUCCCCGCAAGACUAGCCGCGGUUUGGUUUGGACCAGAUCAAGUCAGCAGUGCAUGUAGUAUUGGUGUCUUUGGUAAUCAACUGGGUAUCGCCAUCGGGUUCCUGUUUCCCCCGAUGCUGGUCAAAGAUAGCCCGGAUCCGGCGAUCGUCAGAGAUGGACUAAAAAUUAUGAAUUACAUGAACGCUUCUAUAACUACCGUCAUUUUCCUAUUAAUUUUAUUCUUCUUCAAAGCAAAGCCUCCACUACCUCCAAGCCCGGUCCAGGCUGUGCAAAAUGAGCUAGAGAAAUCCGACAACUUCUUCCAAUCACUAAAAAGACUCGGGCUGAAUUUUGGCUACGUAAUGUUGCUGUUAAGUUACGGAAUAAAUGUCGGGAUCUUCUACGCCAUAAGCACCGUUCUAAGCCGCAUUGUUACAAGUCACUUCCCCGGAGCGCAAGAAGAUGCUGGUCGUAUGGGGCUUGCAAUUGUCUGCGCUGGUAUGUUGGGCUCUGUAAUGUGUGGAGUGAUUCUUGACAAGACUCGGCGGUUCAAAGAAACGACUCUCGUUGUUUAUAUUUUUUCUUUGCUGGGAUUAGUUGUAUUUACGUUUACAUUAAACUCUGGAUCAAUAAUAGUCUUUUAUGCGACCUUAUCUUUAUUAGGAUUUUUCAUGACUGGUUACCUACCAGUAGGUUUUGAAUUCGCAGCAGAGCUGACCUACCCAGAACCAGAAGGAACAUCUGCCGGUCUAUUAAACGCACUGGUCCAAGUGUUUGGAAUAAUAUUUAUCAUAGUUUACGGGUACCUAAUCGAUGUAACCUCCGAUUUUUGGGCAUCGCUUGCUCUCUGUGGAAUUUUAGCAGUCGGGGCAGUGAUAACAGCUAUCAUUCCCAACAAUUUAAGACGGCAGAACGCUAAAUAA
This is a messenger RNA of Cotesia congregata, 1329 nucleotides long. The record is from the annotation of a GenBank genome assembly. NCBI's taxonomy places the organism in Eukaryota, Metazoa, Arthropoda, Insecta, Hymenoptera, Braconidae.